Cydia pomonella (codling moth) is the source of this 5695-nucleotide messenger RNA. RefSeq lists its product as uncharacterized. Gene Ontology annotation, cellular component: protein phosphatase type 1 complex; endoplasmic reticulum. Gene Ontology annotation, biological process: response to endoplasmic reticulum stress. The transcript has 3 exons. Lineage: Eukaryota; Metazoa; Arthropoda; Insecta; Lepidoptera; Tortricidae. The coding region runs from base 346 to 2811 and encodes 821 amino acids. Gene Ontology annotation, molecular function: protein phosphatase regulator activity. The record is from RefSeq and is a predicted model, not a curated record.
AGUGUAAAGAUGUGUGUUUAAUGUGUUUUCGCAAUUUUGCAAUAAUGGAGCCCAACAACGUUAGUUACUACGAAGAAAGCAAAUCUACAAGUUCUACAGUCGGAGCGAACAUCGUUUCACGAGGAGAUACAGUGUUUGGUCGCGAAAAAGUGAUUCCCUUGAACUCUAUUGACUCGAUUUCAGUGUAUCCAUCCUUGAAGUGCUCUAGAAAGUGGUGUAGAGUUACUCAUAAGCCGUUCCUAGAUCCUUGUACAGCACGAUUUUUGGACCCUAUGGUAGCUUGAGUGCUAAAAUGGCCUAGCAUCCUCACAGACUUUACGUAGUGUCUUAGUAAAAUAAGCCAUAAUGCAUACUAAUCAGUGGCGCAAUAGGCGCAAUCAGCUCAAUUUGAGCCCUAUUCCAGCGUUUAACAUGUACUCAAUAGCAAACUAUAGUACCGAUACAUCAAAGACAGACUUGUCAAAGUCUUUCGCCGAAGAAAUGUUGAUACACAACUUGCAUAUGAUGCCAAAUCCGCUUCAAAAGAACUUAGCGGACACCAUACCCACAGCAGAGAACGCAAAACCACGAUUUACAGAGCCUAAAUUGGAACGUAAAGCAUUUCCCGAGCCUAAAAUGGAAAAAGAUCAAACUAGAACUGAGUAUUCUUUUAGUUUUGGUAGUUUUUUCUCAGGGGUUAUUAGUGCAAUAUCAAGCGGCGUUUUUAGGCGUCGCGGGCCAGCGCAGCAAUACUACGAUUGUUUUGAUCCCGAGCCGAGCUGGCAGACGGCCAGUGAAGCGGAUUUAAAUAAGUCUACACGCUCGCAGUCGCUCAAGGAAGACGCCAUGAGUGCGGACUGUCGGAGCGCCGCGGCGCAUUGCGAGGACAAACUCAACCGAGUAAGACACUUACUCAGCAGCAAACCUGUUCCCACCACCCCAAAAUACAGAAGAAAGCCUAAGAGAGUCUUUGUCGAGCCCGGUUCAGUCGAGGAAUCCUUUGAAGAUGCAUUCUCACCAGAAGACUUUGUCCGGCUCUCUAACAGCAAUGAUAUUGAGUGCAUCAGCCCGCUUAACCAUCAUAAGGAAGAGGUGAUAGAAGCUGCAGCUCUGAAAGUCAAGACGGAGGUGAAGGAAGUUAUGGAUAUCAUCCAGACGUUGCCGGAAGCUGAAAUUGUUCCUGUAGAGAAAAUUAAACACAAUAUAGAAACAAAGGAUGCUAAAGCUAAUACUCAAGUAGAAUCACAAGCACAUGUAAAACACAAUCAAAAAACUGAAUCAAAAGCAACUGACCACAUAGAAGCUAAAAUUGAAGUUAAACCAGAUUUACCAUAUGUACCUGUAGAAGAACUAAGAGAAAAACAAGAAGUUAUCGCAGCAUGUGAAGACAAAGUAAACAGACUAAAAGCUUUACUACAAUGCCGAAAACCUAAGUCUAGAUUAACAAAAACUGAAUCGGAUUCUGUCUUGGAACCCGUGACAGACACAAAAAACAAGAAAGUACAGGAUAAGCACUUUAAAAACCCGGCAAGGACAACGGAUAAGAGAAAGCAAUCGCAAUUAAUUAAGAACAUUCAAGAAGAUAUGUGUUUCGGUAACUCAUUAGACACUGAAGAUGUCUCAAGUCCUGAUAAUUCUCCAAUAAUACCACCAACUAAGCUUUGUGAUAUGAUUAACUUGCACCCAAAGUUAAUACCUGAACCGGAACCUGAAUACUUCGAUGAAGUCCAUGGUCGCUUCCGUUCUACAUCAACAGAUAGUGAAGACUCAUUCCAAAUAGUUUUCACCGACAGCCCGAAAGCAGCAAGACACCGCACAUUAUCCGACUGUGAGUCUGAAGACUCCUUCAUCGUCUUCGAGGACUCACCAGACAGCUGCUACACAUCUCAUGAUGUCUUUGGUGACUCCACAGCCGACAGUGACUUGGAUUCGGACGUUAGUGACUCUGGUUGCGGUGUGUCAUGUAAAUUAUCACACUCAUUGACUCGGACCGUUGGGGACCUGACCGAUGAUAGUUUGUUUGAUGAUACAAUGCGUGAGGAGAGUGGGGAUGAAGUGGACAGUGUGACAGUAUGUGAGGAGUUGCCGGAUUUGGCUGAGGAGGUGAACACAGGAUUGCUUCUGAAUGAGGCUAAGAAACUAUUGAGGAAACAGGAGCCACCUAAAAAGGUGUCCUUCUCCGACAAGCCUCCGAAAGUGCACGUUAUGCGAGUAUGGUCCUUCGCUGCGCGGCAGGCGCGCCGCGGGAACUGGGAGCAGGAUGCCAUGGACCGUGACAGAUUCAAGCGGAAGAUUGCAGACGUAGACAUGGCAGUAUCAUGGGUCUUGAAGCCCCAACAUCGACGCCGAAUCAUGUUCCAACGUUUCAUGCCCUGGUGGAACAAGCAGAGACGCCUGGAGAUAGAAGAGAGGAAGCGGAAGCAAGAAGAAGAUAGGAUAGCAGAAGAGAAGAGAAUAGAAGAUGAAAAGAGACUGGAAGAAGCGAGGAUAGAAGAAGAAAGGUUAAAAUCUGAGAAUGAUGAAGUUAAGGAAGAUGUUAGUGUAGUAAAUGAAGUAAAUACAGAAAGUGCAGAGAAUGGAAAUAGUGUUGAAGUAAAAGAUGGAGUUGAUAAAGAUUUAAAUAAAGUUAAUGGAGUUAAUGAAAAUGGUUUCGUAAAUGAAACAGUUGAUGACAAAGAUGGUAAAUCUAAUUUAGAUUUAAAAAUACAUAAUGGAAAUGUAAAUGAUUUAAAUGUAGAUAAAAUAGCGAAGACGUUGGCGAAGUGCGAUUUUUAUGACAAAUCUGAGUCAAGUAAGGCGAAUUCCAUUUUAGCGUCCAAAGUAGCCACAUGACAUUCUGUCAUUUUGUUAUGUAACUAUCAAAUCCAUUUUAAAAAAAAUUACAAAAAUAUUGAAGGUUGAUGAAUUGAAGAACUGUAUAUUGAUAGAUCAGGGCGUAAAAUUAAACUAUGAGGAGAUCAUAUGAAGAUAUUAUAUUGUCUAAAGAAGAAGCACUGAUACAAAUUUAGACUAUUCAGCAGCAUGGUCGAAAAGAAUCACGCACGCUAACAAAAGCCGUUUAUAUUAUUCAAACAUUUAAAUUUGUUCCACGCGCGUUUAUGCAGUUACCUAUAAAACAAAAUUCUUUUAGUUACGAAAACACAUUCUAACAUAUACUUGACUGUUUUUUUAGGAAUGCUAUCUAAACAUAAAAAAUCGUUUAUUUAUAAGCCAAUUUUGUGGCAAAUAAUUAUGAAAAAUAAUGUACAGUAUUCGAAAAUAUUAAGAGAAUAAAGUACUUAUCAAAAAAGAAAAAUAUCCAAAAGGAAAUGCCGUUUUAUGGUCCUUAUCAGCAAUUUCACUUUACCGAAUGCCAUCAGAUAUAUCGGUGAGGCCAAGGUGCUCACAAAUAUCUGAACAUACCUCUAGUAUCAAAGCGUUAGAGUGCGUGUUCAGUUAUGUUUGAGUACCUCGGCCGCUCCGAUAUAUCUGAUGGCGACUGCCCGUCUAAGCUAAGACUUCAUAGACUUUGCUGGGACAAAGUAUGAAAGUGCUAAUAUAAAAAAAUAUAUAACUUUUAUGGUGCCACCUUUAGACUCUGUCACUGAGAAAGUCUGUGCAGAGAUAGCUUGAUCUGACUAAAAAUUCCAAAAUUACUGUACGUUUGUUUAUAAUAUUUGAGUUACUUUGGUUUCUCUAAAAUCCCAAGUUUACGAAUACCACAAAAAGUAAGGACGUUAUCACGAAGAAUUCCGUAUAUUGACCCGCCAUUGUUAUAUUGUUGUCCCGCUCACGAUGCCGGCGGUCAAUGGCACUGUGCGAGCGGGACAGCAAUAGAACUAUGCGCGUGCGAUAGAGAUGGGAACAGGCGGGUCAAUGUACGAACUUAUUCGUACUUAGCGUCCUUAUUAGCUCUGUACAUUAUUUAUAUUGUUAAUUGAAUUUAAAAAGAAAUUAAUAGUCAUUUUCUAUCAAAGUUUUUAGUGUUUAGAUCGCAUCUAGCAACGUUGCGCUCUUUGCGCUGAAAGUUUUGGUUCUUCCGAAAGUUUCCAAAACGUCGAAAAGUUUCUCGGAAAUUUCAGGAAACUUUCACAGGAAAUGAAGGAAAUCUUCAUAUUGGAAAUGGUAAAAAAUUCUAUUUCGGAAACGGAGUAAAUUUAUAGUAAAAUCACAAAUUCAACAAAUAAGAAAGAAUAAUUGGUUCUUUUUUUAAUUUUCUGAAAACGCCCAUCACUUUUUUUUUUCACUUAUCAAAUUUGUAUUUGUUUCUUGUAGAUGACACUACGGUGUUAUAUUUUAAAAAUAUAAAAUAUGAGACUUAUUUCUCUCUAUAAGAGGAUGCUAAGCGUGCCUAGAAAUAUAUAGGUAUUUUAUUUAAAAAAAAACAUCACUUUUAAAAACAAUGGAAUGAAUAAAAGGCCGAAACAUGUGAUUGAAACUUUAAAUUAUAAGUCUUAAAUAAUCACCGUAUUUGUAAAAUAUAUAAACUUUAAAAACAUAAAAGCUGUAGCAUAGAUAUAAAGAUGUAUAUAAAAUAAAUAUAUGUAUAUUCCUUUAGUGUAUAUAAAUUGUAUGUAAACAAAACUUGCCUUACGCUAUGAAAUAAAAAACUUCAUACAAAUAUUGUAUGUUCAGAUUCUUUGCUAAAAAUGUUUUAUUUUAUUUUGGUAUUUAUAGCAAGCUUGUAUGGUAUGGUAUAUUUUAAACAAAAAAAUAAUGUUCAAAUGCGGACUUAUCCCUUUAAGGGAUCUCUUCGGGUCUAGAAUAAUUUUACAGUAUCGAUUUUUUUUUCAUACAAUGUUUGAUAUGUUACCAUAACUCUGUAAAUUUUAUGUAAGUUUUCUUUUGAUAUUAUUUGUUAUAUAAGUGUUGUAAACAUUGUAAAAUUGUGAUUUUCUGUAAACAUAUUUUGUUAAUCAUCAAAUUUAGGGUAAAAUGUUGAAAUUUUAAAGCAAACAGACAAACACAUUUUAUCCUAAAGUGUAUAAAAGUUAGUUAUAAUGGAAUUAUAUUUUGUUAUCUAUGGUUUAUUAAAUAUUAUUUAGAUUUAGAACAGUGCAUUUGUGACAAAAUUUGCUUGAGUUUUUCGAAAAUAUUCCAUAAUAUAAAAUACAGCCAAAUAAUAGUACUUAUAUAAUAAGUACUAUUAUUUGUUGUUUGUAAGGUUGGUAUCAUCACGUUAAAAUGUCAGAAAUUCACAAAUAUGUAGUACACUUUUGUUUUAAGUUUGUAAAAUGUUCAAGGGCUACCAUUCAUCCAACCGCUUUAGUCAAAAUCAAAUCGAAUUUUGAACUAUAAUGGAAUAAAAGAUGGUUCCAAAUUCAAAACUGCAAAAAUGACUCCGGGACUUAGGAGGCUUAAUGUCUAUGGUUCAUAACUUUAGUGUCGGAAAUCGGAGGGCAUACCGCGAAACACUAAAAUCGAAAUUUCCUCAUACCAAUGCCUUCUUUAUUACUCUUGCAUAUUCGAGCGAUAGAGAUACAAUGAAAUUUCGAUUUUCGUGUUUUGCGGUAGGUCCUCGGGUCAGAUGGAAAUGUCAGUUUUAUAAAUCCAAUUAUUCUAUUAGGCAGAUUUCUGUGACCACAAGCAGAUUUGAAAUAAGAAUUCACAUGCCUCUAUGGCGGCCCUAAAACUUUGAUUAGCGCAGAUUUUGGUGAAAUAUGUGAAUACAUUAUGUUUGGCAUUAAUUAAUGUAAGGUAAAGGUUCGGUUUUUAAAUACACUGUAAUAAAAGCAAA